AUGACAUCGACUCCAGUGGAAUCGCAAGACUUGGAGCAGCAGCCGCUUCAACCCGCGCAGCAAAACCACUACGGGGCAACUUUGCCCCAACUUCAGAGAAAGGUUCAUAAAAAGCGAUUUCGCAAGGAACUAAAGCUACUAGGUAGUAUUUUGGUUGUUUUCUCGUUAUUGGUCGUAGUGGUACUGUGGGCAUCGCGUUUCAUACCCUCUGAAGAUCUCAUUCAGAAAUAUUACGAAGAUGUGACCAAAUUUGAAAUCCAUAGCAUCAAGUAUGAGGGAUGGCAAUCUGAUGAAGAUUCGGAGGAAGGUGAACACAAGGAACUUUCCGCAACCAAGGUUGGAACCUUCAACAUUCUAAAACUCCGGGCAAAAGUUGGCGUACAUUUCGACCACGAUCGGGCCAUAAACAUAGCAAACGCUUCUGUCAAUGUUCAACGACAGCAAAAGGCCAUUCGAUUUUUUAGCCAGACUGUUGUAAGGACGCUGUGUUUUGAGUUGAACAAUAUGACCGCGUACAAUGAUAACGAAACCUCCACGCAGGGGCUUGGCUCUGUCAGUAUCCCUCAAAGGGUGUGCGUUGAGCUGCAAAGCAACAAAACCACGGAGCUGGAUCUUCCCAUCCUAAUACGGCCGGACUCUCAAAACGUUGCUUCGGUAAUUAUCAAAAUUUGGAAGCAUAGGUUCAAGGAUCUCAAUCUGUGGUCGAGUUUUGACGUUAGCUUAUCUAAAUGGGGACUUGCGCUAGGGAAAAUACAAAUCAGUCAUCUAGACUGGGACGAAAUAUUUAACUGGAAGCAAGUGGAAUCCUACGUUGACAAUAUUCAAGCGGCUUUCAAGGAACCUAUUACUGUCGACGAUAUGGAAAUCAUUGACCACCAGGAAGCGGUGGACUUCCAUGUUGCAAUUUCUUACACCACUCCGGAAGACAUUCAAAAGUUUCUCGGUUUCGAGAAAGACGCAAUGAUUCCAUCGACUUCUUGGAAAGUCAGAAUGCCGGGCUGCAACGAAGAUGAUCCCAUUUUACUCCAGAAUGCCGUAUUCAAAACUCCCACAAUUCUUGUUAAUGAUCUACUGUCUUCCGAAGCAACCUCUUUGAACAUAAGUGGUCGUAUUUGGGGCCCCCUUCCCGAUAAGCUUCUAUACCAAGUGUGCGACUCUGACGAGGAAAAUGUAGUAACGCCCAUCAACCUAUUCUUAAACAAAGUUUUCAAUGCCACUGAGUCAGUUCAAUUCGAAAUAUGCGGGCAUAGUUCGGAGAGCUCCAAUCAGAGCAUUAUACCCAAACAAAUUCUGGACAAGCUUUUGCCUUCAGUUUCAGAAGCGAUAAGUGCGAAUUUGACGCUUAAUUCGGAUGAACUGGUAGAGCAAGUAUCCGUCAAUGGCUUGAAGUUAAAGUGGGUUCAAAAAGGCUGGGGCGACAAAAAGCUCGCGAUUACGGGAGAGGUGAUCUCUAUUGUUAACCUGCCUUUUUAUAAUUCAGCACACUCUGGGGCAAAAGCGACCGUCUCGAUUCAAAAAAUCAAAGGACUCACAAAAUUAUUUCACAACAAUGUUCAUUUCAUCACAGUGCCCAUGGACGUGUGGCUAAGUGCGGACUCUGAGAUCCUCCCGACCCGAGAUCCUAGCCACAAUCAACUCCGAGUAUCUUUCGACAUUGCAGACCAAGAUGUUGUAGUGGUCGACAGUCUCGAACUUUCACGCUGUCUGAACGAAAUACUGGUCAAAGGUCAAACGGGAGUUCACGUUGAGGGAAAUCUAGACUUGAUGAUUGAUACGCGAUUGGGGUCCCUCGUAUUGCUUGGUUUGGAAGGUGAUGGCAAUACAAUAAUAAGAAAGUAG
Messenger RNA from Lachancea nothofagi CBS 11611, 1839 nucleotides. NCBI's taxonomy places the organism in Eukaryota, Fungi, Ascomycota, Saccharomycetes, Saccharomycetales, Saccharomycetaceae. The record is from the annotation of a GenBank genome assembly.